AUGGGACUCCAAGGACGCCCUAUCCGAGGAACUGCCCUGGCGGUGGACAGGAUCCGAACAGCCUUCUUGUCCAGGAAGCGCCACCGGCCGUUGGAGGAGCGGAGGUGGGGAGCAGUCAUGGCUGGGCAGCCGUGGGCUCGGCUCGUACUCUACUCCGUACUCCAGUGCCUGGUCAGAUCGGCCGCCGGUUUCGUCCUCCUUCCCAAAUGCUGCCCUCUGGGAAUGUCCUUGCUCAUCGGUUCUUCGGGGGCGGCCUGCAGCCCGGAUGAUGGCAAUUCUACUAUUUGGUCGGUGGAUUUGUAUUCGUACUCCUCGACGCAGUCACCGGUCAAUGCUCAGUUCAACUUCAGCCAUAAGCCACUGCCUUGCACAGGACCUGGCGAGAGAACCCUCCAUAACGAUGAAUUUUGGAUCUAUUCGGACGGUACCAUAGAGAGAAAAGGGAACGUUUACGACCCAACUACGCCUUAUUGUCUCGAGUUCUUCAUAGAUUUCAACGAGACGUACCCGCUAUUUUGUGCCGUAGAGGAUUCUGACGAACCUGCCGAGAGGUACUUCUUGAUGGGCAUCGGCUUCUUCCUUUCUGUCCCUUUUGCCAUGGCGACCGUCAUCGUCUACUUGUGGAUUAGGGAGCUACAUUCGUUACAUGGGCGUAUUGUCGUCUUCAAUAUGUCCAAUUUUAUUGUUGCAUCAAUAUUUAUGGGACUAAUAGCUACACGCAUCAUAAAAUCAUAUGCCCACUUCAACAUCAUUUGUGGCAUUGCAGGUAUUCGAUUAAAUUACCUUCCUGACGUCCUUUUAAGAUUCCUAGAUAUACGAACUCUCGCGUCUUCAACGGAAUCGGUAUCUGUCAUGAUUCGGCCUUCGAUAUAA
This is a messenger RNA of Nezara viridula (southern green stink bug), 873 nucleotides long. The record is from the annotation of a GenBank genome assembly. Lineage: Eukaryota; Metazoa; Arthropoda; Insecta; Hemiptera; Pentatomidae.